AUGAAGACGAUCAAACCCUUACCGGAAUGUGUUCGUCACUCCAUGCGCUCUGGAAUCAUCAUGUUCGACAUGUCUAGGGUCGUGGAGGAACUCGUCUUCAACAGUCUCGAUGCUGGUGCGACUAAGGUGUCUAUCUUCGUGGGUGUUGUUACAUGCUCUGUGAAGGUUGUGGAUGAUGGAUCUGGCGUUUCUAGAGAUGAUUUGGUUUUGUUGGGAGAAAGAUAUGCUACUUCAAAGUUUCAUGACUUCACCAAUGUGGUGGAGUCAGCCAGUGAAGGUUUUGGCUUCCGGGGAGAGGCGUUAGCUUCAAUAUCAGAUAUCUCGUUACUGGAAAUCACGACAAAAGCUGUUGGGAGGCCUAAUGGUUAUCAAAAGGUUAUGAAGGGGUCCAAGUGUCUACAUUUAGGAAUUGAUGAUGAUAGAAAAGACUUUGGCACGACUGUAACUGUCCGAGAUCUAUUUUACAAUCAGCCAGUCAGACGUAAAUAUAUGCAAUCCAGCCCCAAGAAAGUGUUGGAAUCUAUUAAAAAGUGUGUGUUCCGGAUUUCCCUUGUGCACUCCAGUGUUUCAUUCAGUGUUCUUGAUAUCGAAAGUGAUGAAGAGCUUUUCCAAACCAAUCCUUCUUCUUCAGCAUUCUCACUACUGAUGAGAGAUGCAGGGACCGAGGCUUCAAAUUCUCUUUGUAAAGUAAACUUUACAGAUGGCAUACUUAAUGUCUGUGGGUGUAUAUCUGGUCCUGGUGAUAGUUUCAAGGCCUUGCAGUAUAUAUAUAUCAAUUCAAGAUUCGUAAGCAAAGGUCCCAUACAUAAGCUGCUGAACAACUUGGCUGAUGAUUUUGAGUGUAUGGAUGACUGGAAACCUACAGAUGGGCUACAGACAGGAAGACGUAAUAGACUUCAAUCCAAUCCUGGUUACAUUUUGUGCAUAACAUGUCCACGCCAUCUUUAUGAAUUCUCAUUUGAACCAUCAAAGACGAACGUUGAGUUCAAGAAUUGGGAACCUGUACUUUCUUUUGUAAGAAGAGUCAUUCUAGCCAACUGGAAGAAAGAGACAAGUCUUGGAGCUCAUCUACUGGCAGAAGGUGAUAGACAAGAUCUGAUUGAUGACUUGAUUAGACAAAAAGAUUGGCCAGAAGCUAUGGAACCUACCAAAAAGAAGCUCAAGAGGAGUAAUGAUCAGGGACCUUGUGGUUUUCUCUUGUCCCCGUCUGCUGACUUUAAAAGAGAUGGUGAUUUCUUGUAUCAAGGAAAGGAUGAGUGGUCUCCACAAUAUGAAUUUAAAAUGAAAAUUCAAAAUCUCAAAGAGCAAGACAGUGUAGCUGAAUUUGACGUCCUGACCGAUUCCCUUAUACAGUCAUGUGACAGAGAAAUAGAAAAGAGUGAAGACUUACCACAAGUUACUGACCUUCGGGUAAUAAGCUUGGUUGGUGGCACUAAAUGCAGCAAACAGUUUCUAACAAGAUGUCAGAUUAGCACACCUCUCAAUACCAACCAUGAUUUUAUGGAAGACUCAGACACAUUAAAUUUUCAGUUUGAAGGAUUUAAAGAUGAGUUUGAUGUCAGCAAUUGCGUUGGAAAGCAUCUCUUGCGUGGUUGCUCCUCCAGAGGCAGACUAAGCGUUCAUGAGCCUAAACUAUCUCAUGGUGAAGGGUCUGAAUCUGUCAUGCCUAUGAUACUUGAUGACAAACUAAAUAAUUCGCUCAUUCGUGUCCUGGAGACCAGAGAAGGUGGUUCAUACUGUGAUGUUUUUUCUGAUACUCUUGAAGUUCAUGGAAUGGCCAGGACUCCUAAUUGUUCCCUAGGGAGUUCGUGGCAGGAUACUGAUUGGUUUACUCCACACCGUUCCUCAGAUAGGCGAAAUAUUGGGAUUGGAGAGGAUUUUAACAUCACCCCCAUAGAUGCUGCGAAUGAUUGUUCUUAUGAAGACAAAUUUGUCAGGAAAAAGUACAAUUCCUCUGCCAAUGUGGGGAACUCUGGUGCUGGUAGUUUCUGUUUGAGUUCUGAGUGGUCUCCAAUGUUCUCCGCGCCUCCUUCUACGCCCAAGUGGGAGUCUGAUUAUCAGAAAGGUUGCCGAGCUAUUGAAGGUAGUUUUAGACUGGAAAGGAUUCCUGACCCUGAAUAUUUGUUCAGUGCAGCAAAUGACAUCAAAUUUGAUCAUGAGGUCAUGCCUCAAAUGGAUUGGCGAGAAACCGGCACAGAUUCUUCCAGAGAUAUUCAGAACUGCACUCAGUUGGAUGAAAAAAAUUGCAUGUCAUCGCGGGGGCAUGCAGAUAAUGUGGGUAUUGAACAAUAUAGUAUCAGGAAGGACAAAUUCAGUUAUAGGGAUGGCACACAGAAUAAUGUUGGUAAACGAAGGUCCAGAAGAAGCCACUCUGCUCCUCCAUUUUAUCGAGAGAAAAAGAGAAUUAUCAGCUUAAGUUGUAGAUCAGACACAAAAUCAAAGAAGUCUGAUUCACCAGAAGUUGAUGAUUUGGAGUGUUUGACACAACCUUGUAACACAUCUCAUAUGCAUCUUGAGUGUAGCAUCCUUGAUGAUGUGUCGUAUGACCGCACACAAGAAACAGAAAAAAGAUUGAGUUCUGCCUUAGACUUGAAAGCAUCUGCUGGUUCCAGGACUGUGCUCUCGGAGACGGAGACCCAAGGUGAGGAUGGAGAGGAAGACUUCAGCUCUGAGGAAAAUCUGGAUCAAAUUAAAUCCACAACGAAAUGGCGCCAAAACUGUUCAGUCUCUCAGGUUGCCAAGGAAUCACACGAGCUUCAUGAUCAAGAUAGUGUACUUGAUAUAUGUUCCGGAAUUUUGCACCUACGAUCCGAUGAAUCCUUGGUUCCUGAAUCUAUAAACAGACACUCCCUUGAAGAUGCCAAGGUUUUACAACAGGUUGAUAAAAAAUAUAUCCCAAUUGUUGCUUGUGGAACAGUUGCCAUCGUUGAUCAGCAUGCUGCCGAUGAAAGAAUUCGUUUGGAAGAGCUGCGUAAAAAGGUCCUGGCUGGGGAAGCGAGGACAGUCACCUACUUGAGUGCUGACAAAGAGUUGGUACUGCCAGAGAUGGGUUAUCAAUUACUCCAGAGUUACUCAGAGCAGAUAAGAGACUGGGGUUGGAUCUGUAACAUUAAUGUAGAGGGGUCAACAUCCUUUAAGAAGAACAUGAGCAUCAUCCAACGGAAACCAACCCCAAUCACACUUAAUGCGGUCCCAUGCAUUCUCGGUGUAAAUCUAUCAGAUGUUGAUUUGUUGGAGUUUCUUCAGCAGCUUGCUGAUACUGACGGAUCAUCAACAGUUCCUCCAUCUGUUCUUCGAGUCCUAAAUUCCAAAGCCUGUAGAGGUGCUAUUAUGUUUGGAGAUUCUCUGUUACCGUCGGAAUGCUCUUUAAUCAUCGAAGGACUGAAGAAGACCUCACUUUGUUUCCAGUGUGCUCAUGGACGACCAACGACAGUUCCUCUAGUCAAUUUGAAAGCACUGCACAAACAGAUAGCAAAGCUCAAUUCCAGACAACCGUGGCAUGGGUUUCAACGCAGAGAAAUCACACUUGAUCGUGCUAUGUCACGCUUAGAUGAAGCGAAAAGCUAA
This is a messenger RNA of Arabis nemorensis, 3567 nucleotides long. NCBI's taxonomy places the organism in Eukaryota, Viridiplantae, Streptophyta, Magnoliopsida, Brassicales, Brassicaceae. The record is from the annotation of a GenBank genome assembly.